AUGAGUAACUUGAAAUUAGUCUCCAAGAGUUCGUAUUUCAUGAUAGAAAAUAUUCUCCGUAGUACGCAUAAUCCUCAGGACGGAACGCUGACCUACGAAUGUCCCUCUACUCCAAAUGAAAAUCAACAGAUCUCUUCAAACGCUACUAGUUGUGCUUCAGAAUUCAAAGUUCCUUCCAAGGCAAAAGCUACAAGAGCCUAUCCCUCAGCUCCACAAAAGAAACUCCUACUAGAAGCUUUCUCCAUUGAACCUUAUCCAAGCAAAGAGCAGAUGACCCAGAUUGCAGGCUACCUUGGUUUCAAUUUUGAGAAAGUCAGACGAUGGUUCGAAAACCGAAGGAAAACAGAAAAGAGACGACAAUCCAUUAAGCUCCGUAAACUCGAUGACCUGGCCAGUAACCUUUCGUCACCAAGGCAACAUGUUAGUCAAGCCCAGCCUGUCCGUAGCUGCAGUUACUAUGGUAACCAAGUAUGUACUCCAGUUCCCUAUCCUAGUGCGACGACGUGUAGAAAUUAUGGUCUAGUACAAAGAAGUUAUAUUCGUCCUAUGCCUCUAUAUCGACGCGCAGUACAAACAUGCCGAGUGGAGCCUGCAUCCAAGCAUAUGGCACCUGCUUACGAACUGACGCAUGCUUCUCAGCACCUGCCGCUGACCCAGAGGAAUGCAUUGCCUUCAAGUUCACUUCGACCUGUUUUAUAUAGUUAUAAAACUCCAGUUGUAUAUCGAUUCCAAGUUUGA
Messenger RNA from Actinia tenebrosa (Australian red waratah sea anemone), 738 nucleotides. RefSeq lists its product as uncharacterized. The record is from RefSeq and is a predicted model, not a curated record. NCBI's taxonomy places the organism in Eukaryota, Metazoa, Cnidaria, Anthozoa, Actiniaria, Actiniidae.